AUGGAAGAGGGGGUUCAAUUUGAGAGCUCGCUGAUUGGUCUUUAUAUAAAAGUCCGAUUCCCCUUCUUUGCCCAAUGGAGCGUGUCUUAGACGCGCUGACCCGAUCGAGUAGAAUAUGCUCUUCCAUAGGCGUAUCGAUCGAGCGAGUCCAGCAUCCGUGCGUUACGACAUUCGAGUUUCAGCUCGUGCGGGAACAGGACCAUGCUCCAUAACCUCCACCGCACGUUGAUCUUUUUCCUCAGCCUACUGGCGCCACAAAUUUUAUGCCAAGGAUGGGAAAUUGGAAGCGAAUACCUGUAUGAUUACAGUGGCUUCUUAGUGACUGGUGUUCAGGACGCGGACAAUCAAUCCGCAGCCGUCCAAAUCAUCGGGAAGUUGACAGUCCAAAGCAUUGACGAUGAAACACUAAUGCUCAAGCUCUCUGAGAUACGGCUCACGCGCGAUGGCAAUUACAGAGGCAAAGGCAAGUCUUCUGAUCCGAUUUUGUUUCCGGAUCGGCUAUCUGACGGAGUAGAAGAGGCCAUCGGCGAUUCACUUCACCUCCUCAGUCCUUUCGCUGUCAUUCACAACAAAGGAUUGAUAACUAACCUGGUAGUGGAGAGUGAAGAGCCAACAUGGUCCGUCAACAUGAAGAAAGCAGUAGUGUCCAAUUUGCAGCUGGACGUUGCCGGUGUCCGUUCUGGAUUGGACGGAGGUGUCUUCGGUGAACGCAGUGUGCCGUCACUAAACACUUUGGAGGAUGGAGUGACAGGAGAUUGCCUCACGACGCUACGAAUUACCCGACUGCCAUUCUACCAUGUCAUCCAAAAUCAAGAUUUAGAUGCGCAUAAAAUUAUAGGAGAAAUAUGUCGUUCGACCAAAGUUUACGAAAUCCUAAAAAUUAAAGAUUUUGAUCAGUGUCGAACUGAUCCUUUGAAAGUCUUAUCUCAUCCGCGAUCAUCGACAUUUUCCUUUUCAUCGCACGGAAAAUUUCUUUCGGACGGCACUCUAAAGAGAUUCGCUGCAUACAAGUAUUUGGUCUGCGGUGAAUCUCAAGAAAAAGCUACAAUUGUCCGCAUGGAAGGAAUCGGUGAAAUGACCUUCUUGGGGCCCGUUGCACUUAAAAUUGAACAGUCCAUUAACUUGAUCCUACAGAAUCACGGGAAAAUACGCGAUCUUUUACCGUCAAUGUCGCAGCCACGGAUGAUAGACGAGUUAACUUAUUCUUUUGAAGACGACCCCAUUGUACCAAAGUUUGUUAAAUGCUUGUUGAUUUACGCCCACAAAUUUUAUAAAUUGCCUAUCUUUAGUACUAAAGAAAUGGACGCAGUGCCAGAUGCCUUGCGAGAAGUUGCUCAAAUUCUUACAGAAUCUACAGUGUCAGAAGAAGACAUCUCUAAAAAACUGAGAAUCAUCAGCCAAAUCAUAUAUCACCAGGACGAAAGGCAACUGCGUGAAAUUUGGGAGAGAACCUUUCAACAGGAAAAUGCAAACGUCAGGGACCUAUUCGUCGAUUGCAUUGCCGCUAGUGGAAGUCAUACGGCGGUUGUUUUUCUCGUAGACCUCAUUGAGCAACGAAAGCUUGAGGGAUUUCCAGCUGUCUGGACGCUGAUGAGCUCUGGGCAUUCCGUGCAAUAUCCAACGAUUCCUAUAUUACGACGCUUUAUGGGAGUUAUACUGUCCGAGGCAGCACGUAAUUCCAAAAUGUUGAAGCAUACAGCGCUAAUGGCGACAGCUGACUUGCUGUACACAACUUGCGUGUUAUCAUCAGUGAACUGCAAUGCGGAUUCUCAAAUUAUCACAGAGGAAUUUCUGCCACUUCUGGUCCGCGAACUAGAGACUGCCCAAUCGGCAAUCGAUCGUUUAGCAGCAAUAAUAGCUUUAGGAGCGCUAGGUGUUGACGAUGUUCUUCUUCUUCUCGUUCCAUAUCUUCGAGGCGAGAAUGUGGCAAUACGGAUAGCAGCAAUAUCAUCCCUUAAACAUCUGAUGGAUUCUUCUCCAGACAAAGUGAUUCCAUUAUUAAGUUCGUUGGCGGAUAACGUAGCAGAACCACCUGAAAUCCGCAUGGCUGCCAUCGCCAUGCUUCUAUUUCAUCAGAAAACUCCUCAGAGUAUUUGGAAUAAGGUUGCUUCUCGGACAUGGUUUGACUCUAGCCUUCAAGUUAAAGCAUUUACUUGCGAUAUUAUCCGAUCUUUGGCUGACCAUUCAAGCAUCCGUGCGAGUGAAGAUGAAAGCACUUCAAUCAAAGCUCGUUCCGUCAUUGGUCUAGUGCGCCCUUGUUCCGAUCGAUUGGACUACGAGCAUUAUGCGUCUGUCAACGACAACAAAGCAGGGCUUUCAUCACUGCUGACAUUUUGGAGAUCGGGCGACUCUUCUCUGCCUGUUUAUCUAGAGCACCAGCUCUUCCGCAACCUUGGGUCGUUCCGCUUCGAUCUUGCGAAGGUAUCGAUCUGGAACUAUAACAUGGAAAAUGUUUGGAGUCAGCUUACGGGACAUGCUCUUCCACGAUCCAAUGAGCCGAAGUCCAAUGUCUUUUGGGAUCAGCUUUUUUCGACUUUCCGGGCCAGUGACGAGUCCACAGUGGGACUUGUUCAUCUAAGACUCCUCGGUUCAACCAUGCAGACGCUUUUAAAUCUUGAAGAUAUCGAUCUUGAGUACAUGAUUCGAGAAUUCUUCACGAAACAUCUCAAUAUCCGGUUCGUCAAGUUUCAACAACUCAUAGACAGCCGGACGCAUGUACCGACGGAGCUGGGAUUGCCCGCACGAUUCACUUUCUCGCUAACCGCUUUGGCUUCAGCUUUUGGUCACAUAAAUCAAACUCCGGAAAUCAAUGUGACAGCCAGCCUUUCAAUGACAUGGGCGUCCGAAUCAAGGAUUCAAUAUCCGUUCAGUGGCCAUCAUGUGGCAGCUGGCGUAGAGCAUCACGCUGACAUUCGGGCACCCAUUUCCUUGAUUUCCAAUGGUUCGUUGGUGUGGACUCCGCCAGACAGAGUGUAUGACAUAGCAUACUAUUCUGUCAAACCAUACACCCUCACCAGUCAGACAACGGAUUAUUUUUCAGAAAGUCUAGGGCUCUACAAUGUUCAUCUCACAGGGCCGCCAUUCGUAUCUGUCGCUCAGCUGACUCGGAAUUUACGGCUGGAAACGGCCAGUGAAGUGCCAGAAGACGUUCCUGCAUUUGCUUGGUUAUCCAGCUUGAUGAAAGAAUUCAGCCGCCAUUCUGGCCAUUUCCGCUUAGAUAGCUUUCAACAGCGGGUGUGUCGCCUUCGUUACAUAGGGAAAGAGAGCUCACUCAGCUCUGUUGCUUUGUCAGCUUCGUUCGACACAAAAGCUAUUCAACAAGAAGCGGUCAUAGAGUAUAUUAUUGGAGUCAACGGUACUGUUGAAUGGGAAGAAGAUGGAACUAAUGAAACCAUUUCCACAGCAGAGAUGACUGAUGAUGGUAUUCACGUUUUUCAAGGUGGAAUCACGGCUUACUAUCGCAACGGUUCCACGUCAAAAUGGGUUCUUAUAGAGGUAGCGGCACAAAACCUGUCAAAAGAAAAUGAAUGGAAUAUUACAGCGUCAGGUUCGGUUAUUGAAUCGUUUCGUAAUUGGUCAAAUUUCCUGAAAGAAGAAUAUUCUCAAAAUCUCCGCAGCAGUGAAAGAAUUUUCGUACCACAAGAAGAAAAUAAUAAUGCAAGCCAAUCAUACCUUUCUUGGAGCCAUUUCAACGUUCGAGAAUCUGACGAACCCUGGAUUCGGUAUGCUUCACUCUUCGUGGCAAACUCGUUUGGCUACGUAAAAAGCAUAAAACCAAAAACAAACAAAUGCUACAUCCAUUCUGACCGAAUCCAAACUUACGAUAAAGUAGAAUACAGCUAUACCAUCAAUGAAUGUCACCAUUUGUUGACUACUGAUUGCCGACAGAAGAAAGCAAAUUAUGCUGUCCUAGCCAGCAGAAGUAAAAGUCAUGGAAUGGUAGUCCGAAUCGUGCUAGAAACAAACAGGGUCGACUUUUCGGCAACUGGAAACAUAUCAAUCAAUGGAGUAGAGGCAAAUUUUACGGCAGGUCGAAUGCAAAUUAACGUGGGUGAAAAGGUGAUAGCGACAGUGACGCAGGAAAAAGAGCAAGCCCUUCAUCUGUGGCUUCCAAACGAAAAGCUGAAUGUAAUUGUCGAAGAAGAGACAAUCACGCUGAGUGCUACUGACCAACUGCUUGGCCAUGCUUGCGGAAUAUGUGGGGAUGGCGAUUCAGAGGUGACCGGAGAGUUCAAAACUAGUAACCGAUGCGCGCUUUCAUCUGGAGCUCUAAUGGCGGCAAGUUUCCUGGUAAACAUGGAUCCGGAGAAUUGUCCAGCAUUGUCAGACGAGAUACUACAAGCACUGCUGAUCGAGACUUAUCCCUGCUACUCCGUCGACGAACAAGUAGCCUCCAUUCUUCCCCUACCACUCGAACUCUAGUUAAAGAAUUAGAAACAUAACUGUUGUAAAGUAUUGUGAACGAUGGUAAUAUAGUAAAUUAAACUAUUUAACGGU
Messenger RNA from Daphnia magna, 4497 nucleotides. RefSeq lists its product as uncharacterized. The transcript has 13 exons. The coding region runs from base 202 to 4422 and encodes 1406 amino acids. NCBI's taxonomy places the organism in Eukaryota, Metazoa, Arthropoda, Branchiopoda, Diplostraca, Daphniidae. Gene Ontology annotation, molecular function: lipid carrier activity. The record is from RefSeq and is a predicted model, not a curated record. Gene Ontology annotation, biological process: lipid transport.